GAAAUACCCUCCUCCUUUCUCUCUUAAGGGGUUCCUUCUCCUUUGUUCUGUUGCCGCUCACUGCUCAAAAAUCAGACGAUUUUAAGUGCGAUUUCUUUCUCUAGAGAGAGAAGCCAUGGAGGAGAUGGACCACGGCCACAUGAACGGUACGGGGGGCAUGGAUCACAAGACGGGGGACCACCACAAGAUGAUGAUGCACAUGACCUUCUUCUGGGGGAAGAACGCCGAGAUCUUGUUCUCCGGCUGGCCGGGAACCGACGGCGGAAUGUACGCUCUCGCUCUCCUCGUUGUCUUCCUCCUCUCCUUCCUCGUUGAGUGGCUCGCCCACUGGAGUUUCGGCAAGGAAGGCUCCAACCGCGUCGCCGUCGGGGUGGCACGGACGGCGGUGCACGCCGCCCGGGUGGCGCUGGCCUACAUAAUCAUGCUGGCGGUCAUGUCCUUCAACGUCGGCGUGCUGUUGGCGGCGGUCGCGGGCCACGCUCUGGGGUUCUUUCUGUUCGGGAGUAGGGUUUUCAGGGAGACGCCGGCGGCGGAAAAAGAGUCCGAUGUGUCUCCGAUGAUUUGCUGAUCUGCGCACGAGAAAUUCGACACAUGGGUUUGAAUACCGGUUAUGCCUUUGAUGGGUUUAAUUAAUAUCGUUGUGAAUUUAUAUGUGAUGCUAGGUUUUGAGUUAAUUUGUAGGUGCGAGCGGGUAAUGGAUUAUCAUCAAAUUAGUCAUUCAGCUAAAUGUGUUUAUUAUAAAGGCUCUUUUUUUUUUAUCAAAACAAUAA
Molecule: messenger RNA, 770 nt
Organism: Diospyros lotus (date-plum)
Lineage: Eukaryota; Viridiplantae; Streptophyta; Magnoliopsida; Ericales; Ebenaceae
Product: copper transporter 1-like
Exons: 1
Coding region: 116-568 (150 amino acids)
Biological process (GO): copper ion transmembrane transport; intracellular copper ion homeostasis
Cellular component (GO): plasma membrane
Molecular function (GO): copper ion transmembrane transporter activity
Source: RefSeq, a predicted model, not a curated record